AUGCCACUCGACCGCAAGAGGACGGUCAGGAAGACAGCAAAUGAUGAGCUCAAUGCCAUCCUCUACGAGUGGUUUAAGGACAGUACGGCUCGGCAGCUCCCUGUGAGUGGACCACUUCUGCAGGAGAAGGCAAAGGAGAUAGCAACCCAGCUCCAACUCGAUGAAUUCAAGGCAUCCAAUGGUUGGUUAGACGCCUUUCGUCGGCGUCACAACAUUAUCUUCGGGAAGAUGAAUGGAGAGAGUGGGGGCGUGGAGACCGCAGUAGUUGACGACUGGAAGCAGAAGCUGCCGGAUCUAUGUGACGGCUAUGCCUUUCGUGACAUAUACAACAUGGACGAGACAGGGCUGUUCUACAAGGCAUCCAUCGACUCCACCCUGCAUUAUAAAAGGGACAGACUGCUCCGGCGGGAAGCGGUCAAAGGAGCGCAUCACCCUGAUGCUUUGCGCAAACGCCCUCGGGGAGAAAGAGCCAGCGAUGGUGAUCACGCUAUCAAGAAGGCAUGGAUGACCAGCAAUCUCUUUGAGCUGUUCUCAACAAGAAGAUGCAGCGGCAAACUGUCAAACGUCAAGCUCAUAUUUCUACCACCGAACACCACCUCUAUCACCCAGCCAAUGGACCAGGGCAUCAUCCAAGCAGCAAAGCUAAAGUUCCGCAAGUGGCAGCUGAAAAGCAUCAUACAUCAGAUGGAACAGGAGCCGAGCCUGACAGCACCAGAACUCAUGAGAAACACAGACAUCCUCAAGGCCAUCUACUGGGUUGACAGAGCGACUUUGAGGCAGGGGCAGGUGAAUGCAGAGGAGCCAAGAGAUGAAUUGGAUGCCGUGUGCCAGAAGGAGUUGAAGAUGUCAUUAGAAGAGUUGGUGGGGGUUGAUGAAUUGCUGGCGACUUCCGAUCAGAAUCAGGCUACGACUCUGGAGGACUACCAACGACGGCUAGAGAACGCAGACAAUGGAGAUGACAGUGAUGAGGAGGAAUCCAAAACCAGCCAACAGGAGCCAAAUCUGAUGUUUUUCAGAAGCAUUCAGGAGCCUUGA
This is a messenger RNA of Dunckerocampus dactyliophorus (ringed pipefish), 1035 nucleotides long. RefSeq names its product tigger transposable element-derived protein 4-like. The transcript has 3 exons. The record is from RefSeq and is a predicted model, not a curated record. Gene Ontology annotation, molecular function: DNA binding. NCBI's taxonomy places the organism in Eukaryota, Metazoa, Chordata, Actinopteri, Syngnathiformes, Syngnathidae. Gene Ontology annotation, cellular component: nucleus. Bases 1 to 1035 code for a protein of 344 amino acids.